GCAAAAACCCUUCCUGUCAGUAGAGAGAGAGACUGUAUAUAAAGUGCAGCUCGUUACAGAGCACUGGUCAGGGCUAGUGACUGACUGACGCUGCUGAGGAAACUCUACAGUCAGCUAAAUACAAACAGGUGUUAGAUACAGAGACAGAGACCGCAGAACAGCAUGGCCACCGCAGCUAAAAAAGACACAGUAUGGAUCGGGUUCAUGGACAUCGUUCCGGUCAUCGGGGCGGUCAGAGAGGCAGUGGAGCUGGUGUUGGCUCUGUACGAAGGGAAUAAAGCGGUGAUAAAGGAGAAAGAGAAGGCCGUUGAAAACCUUGUGAAAGAGUCAUUAAAAAAACAUGGGAAAUUGACGACUCUACGUGAUAAACCACCACCAGCACCAGCAGCAGCAGCAGAUGAGUUUUCUGGACUCAGAAAUGUGAGAGAGGUCAGAAUGGAAAUGAUUAUUGAAUAUGUGGUCAAAGGUUCCAAAAAGGGAACAAAACCUCCAAUUUCAGUUGAGCAGAAAGCGAGAGAGAAAAGAGUGGAGGCUAUUAAGAAAGACAUGUUAGAAAAGAUCCGUAUCAUCAAACCAGACUUCAAUCAGGAGCUGGAGGAACAACUGAAAAGGUCAAGAAGAGGCGAACAUGUCUUCAACAAUGACAUCCUUAGAUUUCAUUCCAAGGUGCUGACUGAGUUUAUACAAAGACAUAGUAUUAAUAAUCGACAAGGAUAUAAUCAGCAGGCAAUGAAUGAUUUAGGCAGACACACACUUACCCAAAACACAGCAAAUGAGAUUCAGACAAACAUGGUGGUUCACUUUGGUGAGGAUGAAUUCUAUGUGAAUGCGAAUGGAGUGAUGUAUGGUGAAUAUUGCAGAGCACUGCGUGAUGCUAUGUUAGAUUUGCUGGGCCACAUAAACCCAGUCAACGUGACACCAGUGGACAGAGAAAGGGUGAAUACUAUCAUAGGUGAUAUGAAUAACCUUGAAAUCUAUGUGGACCAACUGGCAAAGGUCAGUUGGAUUGCCAAUACUGCGACUAAACGGACCCGGUUUGAUAAUGUAAGACAGGAAGUUGUGCACAUGUAUCACACAGGUCGUGGGGUUGACUGGUGCAUUCGCAUUCUGAAUGAAGUUAGCACCUUUGUUUGAACAUGGACAGUGAGUUUAUUUCUCCUGUUCAGGGUUGCCAGGUUUCCUUUCACAAUUUCCAGCUCAACUACAUCCUAAACCACAGACCUGAAACUAGCUCAGAAAGUUUGGACACCAGAAGAAACAGACACCAGUUUUUUUAUUUCCAAACAAAAGUUCACUGUGGUGUGCGCACAUUUGUAUAUUUGCAAUAUUUCCAACACACUUAGUGUUAGCGUUCUGUCAUCCGCUGCCUGUUAUGCCUGUGAUCCUCUCCCAGCCUGUGCAGAAAUAGCUCCGUACAUCUUCCACACAUUACACUUUCCCUUUGCUUUGCUUAACACCACCCAUGGACUUGCUUUUUCUACCACAACCUUGUUCCAAAACUGAAAAAUCUGACUUUGGCAACCCUGCUCCUCAAAAUGAUCCAUUUUACUCCCAAAAAAAAAAAAAAAAAAAAAGAAUUUCCAACAUAAAGAUUAAUGCACGCCGCUAAAUAUCUGUAACUAAAAUUUAAAGCUGAGCCUAAUAACAGGUUGAAGUUUAGUUCUUAUUAAAAUGAUUGUGUAAAUGUGAAGCAGAACGGGGGUGUUGGAGGCGUCUCUAUUCCUCCUCCUUUUAUUCCCUCCAUCGCUGAUGUUAACCACCUGAUCAGGAGGAUUCACCAUCAUGUGCAGAGACUAAAUAUUAAUGAUUAUCAUCCAGCCAUCAGGUCUUUUAAUGCAGCACUUAUUCUCCAAAGACUAAAUAUGUUUGAGCUUUGUUGAGAUAUGUUUGUAUAUUUGGGUAUGUUAUGAGUUUAUAUUACAGAUGUAUACAUUAUUAUUCGACUUUAUAGCACAGCUUAUAGCUUAUUACACAGACAUCCUUGCUGUUACUGUGAACUUUCUUCAAUUUUCAGAUGAUUCAUGCUGAUGACUGAAUUAUGAUAUUUUACCAUUUACUCUAAUUAUCUGAUUAUGGUUACUAACUCAUUUUGUUUAGCAAAUCUCAUUGUGAUCUGUUGUAUCAAAUUGUUUCUAAUGCAGAAUUCCUGGAAAGCAUGCUGAGCUGCAUUUACAUGUAUGGAACAAGGAAAUGCGUUUAAAAUAAAAUAAAGUGAUUACUAACAGCA
Messenger RNA from Onychostoma macrolepis, 2227 nucleotides. RefSeq lists its product as uncharacterized. The transcript has 4 exons. The record is from RefSeq and is a predicted model, not a curated record. The coding region runs from base 163 to 1134 and encodes 323 amino acids. Lineage: Eukaryota; Metazoa; Chordata; Actinopteri; Cypriniformes; Cyprinidae.